Molecule: messenger RNA, 635 nt
Organism: Prunus avium (sweet cherry)
Lineage: Eukaryota; Viridiplantae; Streptophyta; Magnoliopsida; Rosales; Rosaceae
Source: RefSeq, a predicted model, not a curated record
GUCUUGGUGCGGGUCUUGGACUGUUACUUUUGCUUAUCCGUGCAUGGUUCGGAUACAAAUUCCUAAAGAAACGCCAUACCAUGAAACGCAGGGAGAUGUUCUUCAAGCGAAAUGGGAGGCCAAGGUACUGUUUACAAAGGCAUGAUGGAAGAAUUGUUGCUGUGAAAAAAUCUAAAAUAGUGGACGAAAGCCAACUUUCAGAUUUUAUCAAUGAGGUUGUGAUUCUUUCACAAAUUAACCACAGAAAUGUGGUUCAACUAUUGGGUUGUUGUUUGGAGACGGAGGUUCCCAUUUUGGUUUAUGAAUUUAUACCUAAUGGAAACCUUUCCCAGUAUAUCCAUGAGCAGAAUGACGAGUUUCCAAUUACAUGGGAAGUUCGCUUACGAAUUGCCAUGGAAAUUGCAGGAGCUCUUUCCUAUUUACAUGCUUCAGCUGCCUUUCCCAUUUAUCACAGAGACAUCAAGUCUACCAACAUACUCUUAGAUGCAAAAUACAGAGCAAAAGUUGCUGAUUUUGGAACUUCAAGAUCAGUUGCCAUCGAUCAAACUCACCUGACCACACUUGUACACGGCACAUUUGGUUACUUGGACCCCGAUGAUAGAAGACAUAAUGAUUCUCUGGAUGCCACUAGUUAA